GUGUGGAAUCGUGGAGUUGAUGGGAGGGAGAGGGAGGUAAGACGGUGGGCGAGGGGAUAGAACAACUACCCGAAGGCCCCCGUUCGAGGAGUAUCCCGUUCGUUGUGCUGCGAGGACGUCAAUUUUUUUUUCUCACUCGCCGGCUCUCCCAUAUCUUCAACUUGAUUUUCACUUUUGAUCUUUCGACUCCGUAUGGAACAGCUGUAUCAGUCGAUUCCUCGACAUUAAAAUGCGGAAGAGAGCCCCGUCAAACAAAUACAAUGCACUGACGAGCUACUAAAAUUUUUCAACACGUGUGAAAACAGAUAAUUUUUAAAAAAAAGUACGAAGAUGGAAUUGUGUCGGCAUUGACUGGUAAAUGCCAUUGUGCAGUUAAUUUCUCGGUGGAGUUGAAGACAGGAAGAGGAUUCACUCGUGUGUCAUGGGCGGACUUUAGACGGCAGAACGAAAUAAUGAAUGGUACACGAAUUUUCUUGGAAGAAUAAGUGUCAUGCACUAAUGAACAAUUGACAUUGAACAAUGUGAAAUAGUGAGAGAGAAUACAAAUUGAACAAUUGGAAUUUGGAGUGUAUUUAGGAUCAUGUGAAAGUCUGCAAACGAUAACAAAUAUUUCCUCUGAUAACAGACACUUUGUUUCUCCAUCUCUGGUUACUGCAACAAUUAACACUCGAACGAUUUACGAUUGGACAUCGUUCGGGUCUAUUGGACACUGAUAGCACUAUCGUUUCCAACAACCAUAGUGGAAGAAUGAACACAACGGACGGGUGACAAUAGACAGUCAAUAGUUCGACGUCUCAGUGCGGUGACAACAAGAAGAUAUGGAGAAUUCCGAGUCAUUGAUACUUUCGAAUCAAACAGCCCAGUCGUUAUUGCUGGUUAAAAUUGGGGCAAUGUUUAUUCUGGGACUGGGCUCGUUGGGAUUGGGAAUGUUACCACUUGCUGUUGGCCAUUGUAGAUUGAAGAGAAGACAAAAGUGUGCAUUAUCGAGUACGUCGAGUACAUCGACUAACGCCUCAUCGACAGUUGAUACUUCGGCUCAAGGUUUGCUGACCUCCUUACUCCUCUGCUUCGGUGGAGGUGUUUUACUAUUCACGACAUUUCUCCAUCUGGCCCCCGAGGUCCGCCAGAGUGUCGAGCGUCACCAGUUGAAUGGGCAACUGUACACAAUCGGCACCCUCAGCAUGGCUGAGCUGCUAUUCUGCAUCGGUUUUUUCCUCGUUUAUCUCGUGGAGGAGACGGUGCACGUCACGUUAACGAGUAAAUCAGAGAGAUCGGAGGAUCUUUUGUACAGAACCGUGUCAAUACGCAGAUGUUGUAACAAACAGUUACCAACACCUGUCUCCAUAACUACCAUGUCUAGCACAGCUGACAAAUCAUGCUCAUCCUCGUGGGAAGCAAGUGUCACUUGCAGACACGACGAUGUGGAGAGAAGAGAUAUAAGUGGUCUUCCAGAAUUGAAAAAUCAUCGCAGAAGAAGUAAAAACGAGCAAACAUUGCCAGUUGUCUUUGUCCAGUCGUCAACGGAUCCAAUGACUGAUGCUGGUCGCGAGGAGGAUCGUUUCGUGGCACCUCAGAGCAUUCCAGCAUGUGCUGAACCCCACAAGGUUCAUCAUCACACGGACACAUCGGCUCGAGGAUUGCUCACAGUCGUAGCGUUAUCCUUUCACGCGGUAUUUGAGGGCCUCGCGGUGGGUCUAGAACCCGCUGUCACCUCUGUUGUCUAUCUGACAGCAGCAAUCGCCACACACAAACUCGUCAUUGCUUUCUGCGUUGGCAUGGAACUCUACGUAGCAGGGGCACCCAAGAAAACCAUUCUUGGGUAUCUCUCGGUUUUGUCCAUGGUGACACCUCUGGGCAUCAUCAUUGGAGUUGCUCUGGGGUAUUUUAAGAAUAAUAGUGAUGAUAAUCUUGGACCAAUUCCUACUAUACUUCAGGGGAUGGCUGCUGGGACACUUCUUUAUGUCGUAUUCUUCGAAGUUCUGGCGAGAGAACGGGCUAAUGAUAAGAGUGGAUUGCUACAAUUGGUGGCGAUAAUCGUAGGAUUUACGCUCAUGCUCGGACUUCAAUUACUUACAUCCCACGCUCAUUCGCAUAGUCAUAGCCACGGACACUCGCAUGGGCAUUCCCACGAGGGUGAGGAAAGUCUCGAAUCGGAACAUCAUCACGAUCACGGCGAUGGAGAACACGUACACGCCAUCACCGAUACAAUCGAUAGAUUGUCUUCGACAGUGGCGGAAGCUGUGACUAAAGCUAUCAUGACUUCAAAAACUGAGUCAUGAGUUCGCGACAAAACCGUUCAUUGGUGAAAUUAUAAAACGAGACUUGUCAGUUCUGAAGAGUCUAAUUUUUGUUAAGCAUCCGAAAAAUUGAAAAAAAUGGCCAAAUUUUAGAGAAGAAUUUUCUCGAAUUUAGGUUUAGGAAUAUUCAUGAGAAAAGACUUGGCACUUCUCGUUUUAUCUCUUUGUCACUGAUGUGAAAAUAUUCCACGAAUUUCAAUUGCUUCAAGGACCUCCUGAAGUGUUUACUCAUAGGCAUUAGUUCCUAGGUACGAGACAAAGGAUAAUUUUUUCAGAAGAAAAUAAGAAUUGUUAAACCUGUACAGAUUGUUAUCGUCCUUCUAGGCAGCUGUGCUCAUUUUUGUGACAUAGUUCACCGCAUUUAUAGGUUUUAAUUGACUCAUUUCACGUUCAUUGUGAUAAUGAUCCUCCCCGGAGGAUGCUGAUUCAUAGGCCCCGAGGAGUUAACAUUAAGGACUAAAAUAUUUUUGUAAUAGAACGAUGUUUGAGGUGUAUGAAUUAGACUGACAAUAGUAAUGAACACAUGCCUGGAGGGAUUGCCCCGGGACUGUGUUCUAUUGUACAUAAUGCAUCAGUUGAAGUAUUUUUCUUCCAUCGUUAGUAUAUAACUUACAAUAUCUUUUAUGAAUACAUCGGUAUAUUAUUUAUACUUUAAUUAUUCACUAGGGUAAUUUUAUUUUAUGUUAUUCACGCCAUCGUUCAAACUAUGAAAAAUUAAUUUCAUGUGAUCAACAAAAAAAGAAGUGAAAGUCUAGAGUUAUUAUCAUAAUUCUCCGAAUGAAUGAACAUUUAAUUCAAAGCCAAUUUGAUUUUUCAGUGAAAUCGAUCGAACCAAAUCGAUCAAUUUGACCGUCCUGAAUGCGCAAAAGUACAAAUUGCAAGUACGAAUGAAAAUAAAAAAAAAUCAAUUGUACACAACAAUAAAGAAUUUUAUUAUUAUAGUUCAUAAUAA
Diachasma alloeum is the source of this 3249-nucleotide messenger RNA. Its product is annotated as zinc transporter ZIP1. The record is from RefSeq and is a predicted model, not a curated record. Gene Ontology annotation, biological process: zinc ion transmembrane transport. Gene Ontology annotation, cellular component: plasma membrane. The transcript has 3 exons. Lineage: Eukaryota; Metazoa; Arthropoda; Insecta; Hymenoptera; Braconidae. Gene Ontology annotation, molecular function: zinc ion transmembrane transporter activity. The coding region runs from base 819 to 2279 and encodes 486 amino acids.